Molecule: messenger RNA, 4156 nt
Organism: Ectocarpus sp. CCAP 1310/34
Lineage: Eukaryota; Phaeophyceae; Ectocarpales; Ectocarpaceae
Source: the annotation of a GenBank genome assembly
UUCAAACCGCCCCGUGCAAAAAUGUUCGUGUUCGGUUCCGCUGGUCACCACAGGAAAUCAACGUUCCGGAGGCUGGUGCACGCGCUGUUCGGCACUACGUACGUCUUCCGCGUCAACAAUACAGGACCAUACAUCGACCCGUGCGAGCGUGUGGCUGUGUUCCUUUUCCGCGUUGGACACGGCUCAGGCGUGAGAGCGACCGCUAGCCACUUCAACAUGGCGGAAGGGGCAGUGGUCAACUGGACCAUGAGUGUGGCGAGGCGAAUCAGGAAGCGUCUACUUUGCGAGUAUGUGAGGUGGCCAAGCCCGGAAGAGCAGAGCGAGAUCUCGACGGCAUGGGAAAAGGAGAAGUCACUGAGGAAAGUCGUUGGAGGCAUCGACGGCAGCCACAUCAAGAUUCCUGCCCCCACGGAGCACCAGCAGUUGGCGUAUUACAACUAUAAGAAGUUUUACUCCAUCAUCCUGCUGGCGAUAGUGGAUAACCGCGGCCUAUUCCGGUGGACCUGCUCCGGCUGUGCUGGAUCGUGUGGGGACAGCGGCGUACUUCAGCACACGAAGUUCUACAAGGCUGCUCAGCGCGAGCAAAGCAAACCUGUUGACGAACGCAGGAUCUUCGCGAACGGGGCGUGUAUCCUCGGCGAUUCGGCCUUUGCCGAGGGACCGUGGAUGCGUACGCCGUACACCAUGCCAUCCUCUCGGGAACAGCGGUACUUCAACUUCAUGCACUCAUCAAUGAGGAUGCGAGUGGAGCACGCGUUGGGCUGGUGGGAGCUUUUGUUGACGCCAUGAUUUUGCAUGGGGGUGGAGGUGGGGGGGCGACGCUAGGAAGAAUCUUGUGUUGGGAACAGCGUGACAUUGAAAUCUCCUAUUGUUUUCGUGUAAGAAUCCGAAAUUUCACGGUGAACAGCGAACGCACACUAAACAGGGAGCGAUAUAUUUUCCCGGAUUUGCCGAGCAUCCACUUUUGGUUUGAACGGUCGGCGACAUGUGAUACGACUGACGCUCGCUUUGAUAUUUUGCUGUACCCGUCCAAGGAGAGUCUGUUAAAAUGACAAUGUGACGUUGUUUUUUUACCGCUCCCUGUAACCCGUUAGCUAUACAGGCUAACAUGGAAGUUUCUGACGCUACAGCGGGGCACCGAAACCGAACAAAAAAAGGAAUUCAACUCUGAAUUCCGCACCCGCCGUCGUCGGAUCAUGGAUCGUGUAUCGUCCCGAACUUAUUUCAAGCUGUGGACAUGGACUACUGCUUGGGACCGUUACAGCACGGACGGCCAUGUCUUCAGCGCACACCCUCUGGCCAACUGGCCAUCAUCAUAUUAUGUAUGUAUGUAUGUGCAUGGACACGUGUCGUGCGGCGAGGGUGGAUAGUCAAUUGCAUAUAUGGCAAUGUCGCGGUUCCAGUUUUUCCGGUUUUGGUGGUGUGGUGGUGUGUGGUGGUGUGUGGUGGGGGGGUUGUUUGGAUACCCCCCCGGGUGUUUCUUGUUUGAGUUUGGGGAAAGAAUGAGAGGCAGAGACUGCUGUAAGACUGAAACACUUUGUGCCAGCCAAACUCCCAAUCAAUCAAGACCACCGCUGGAAGAGACAGAUAAAUCUGUGAUACUGAAAAACUGUGUGCCAGCCAAACAAUCCCAGGGUCUGCUUAUACCCACGGUGCUCUCCUUGUUUCUAUAUUCCAUAUGUCUCCUAACUCACCAAUUUGGUCUGCGCCAGCACGAUGAAACUGGCCAGCGUGCUGUGCGGAGACCAUCGAUUGGGACCACCGAUUGCGGUUGACUGCCGGUCAUGCCAGCGGUAUUCGACCUUGCAAUACAAUGUACCAUGGCGUGCAGCAAUCACCCAGACUGUGGUCUGCCCGAGCAUGAGCAUGACCAUACGGUCCCGUUGUGUGAGACAUGCCUUGGUAUGCAAUGUCCGCCUGCGCCAUUGUCUGCUGGUGGUCAGCGAGGUCGCUGGUCGGCUGUAUUAAGUAGAAUAAAACGUUUUCCCGUCAGAUCCACCCGAUCCGUGGUUCCGUCCACCCCUCUCUCUCUGCUGUUGCUGUUUCUGAGGGCAUGUUGUUUGAGACCGCCACCACAUUGGCAUGUCGUCAGACGAGUGACCACACACCAGACACUUAGGUUGGGCUUGCGGUGAGGUGGAUACCAUGUUGGUGCACAGCGGAAUGAAAGAUCGCCCGAAUCGCGGGUGAACGCGGAGGAACACUUACCGCCUAUCACCCCGCGGUAACGGCAGCGGCUGGUGAGACUCGCACCCCCCGAAGGUGCCAACAACGCCGCCGACCUGCUUUCUUCCUCACACAACAAGGCAGGGACGACGCCUCUCCAUCUCCCCGCGUGGAGAAUAACCUCGUCCGCGAGGCGGUGGUUGCCGACGGUAAUAGGGGGGUUCCCCUAAAGGGUGAAAACUUCCGGUAGGCGGCCGUUUUUCCGGUAGCGGUGUGUUUUUCCGGUUACGGCGAUUACCCCGCACUUCUAACCGGAAAAAGGGCACCGGAAGUUUUCGUUGAAGGCCGGACAUUUUUUUUGAAACAGGAGAUUUUUCCUGUUGGAGAAGAGGGCAGGGUGGCGAAACCACACUAGGUGCAACAGCACGCCACACUGGCUUCGAAUCUGUACGACGCGAAGGCCAAAUACGUCCGCAGCUGAGAGUAUCGGAGGAAGUUUGUUCGGGAGGGUGCUGGGACGUGGCACGCUAAGACUUUUCCCGCGCCGCGCGCAGGAAGUGUUCUGACCUGAUGCGUGGAAUUCUGGGCCUCCAAAAACGGAGCAAGGAUUGGGGGUAGCUGAAAGCAAGGGUACACGAAGGUGGGGAUACGCGCAGCAGCCGCGCGGCCCGAAGGCGUUCUUCGCCUCCCCGCGGCUGCGCUAGGGCGUUGCGUGCUGGGCGUACGCCGGCGUCGGCUCGAGGAGGGAGUGCGUUUUUGGAGGAGAGUUUUGCUUGCGGCCACCUUCUUGCUGGAGUCGUUGUGCUCGCCAUCGACUCGACUCCGACGCCUCCGAGACGCCACACAGGCGCAGCACGCCUAGGCAUCACAACCCAGAUGAGGGGUACGGCAGCCCCCCAGAUGGGUCUAGGUUGGCAGGAGAAUUCGCACUCGCACGUGGAGGUGGGACCGCCACCAUCCCUUUCUCCGUAGCAGACUCCAGGCCGUCUCCUGUCGACGCAGCUGGAUGGAGGCGGUGGUGGUACGCCCGAGCCGGACGAUGGAUCAGCAGCCAACAGAGUGGGCAACGUGCCGGGGGCAAGGCGAAGCAGAAGCCCAACGACAAAGGCGCCGCGCACGGGCAAGAGCAAGAAAAUCAAGGUCAACUUCGGCAGCAGCAGCACUAAGCUUCGUAUUGGCGACAAGAGUCGUCGUAACUGCAUGUGAAGCGGACAGGCACGUGCCCAAUCAUCUUCAUCACCCUCGUUUCUGUGGCAACUUUCACGAGGUUCCAUGGAGGCUUCCAAGGCUUCCACUAUCAGCUUCCGUGGCAUUUUUCCACGGCUUCCACCGAGGAAAUAGAUAUCCUAGGAGUUUCAUGUGCGUGUUCCGAUAGCAGUCUAUAGUACAGCAUCGCAAAAUCUUUCACCACGACUUUAUUUGCUUUGGUAAUAGUGAAGUAGGGCGUUUCUCAAGAGAAAGUAGUGUGGUCCCCUUGACAGUGUGGGGGGGACAAGGGUAAAGCUGGCUACUUACUGCCUAUGGAAGAGUUGUUGCACUUGACGUACUAGAGAUAUUGGCUUCGCGUGCAUUACUAUUUCGCAACAAUGAGAUUCCGUUUUAGAAAAUAGGCUGGCGUGAUGAUGCAUCACCUCGCAUCAAACGCGGCGGCAGCCAGUCAACGAAAGGUCUCAGAAAAAAUAUUACGGGAAGGUUGCGUUUUUCCGAAAAUCAUCGUGUCGAGGGCAGAUAGAUGCUCGCGACACGGGUUGGCUCGAAAGGGAGAGGCGAGAGGUGGAUAGUCAAACGUACUCGACGAAGCGAAUGUGGCAUACGGCACCACCAAGGCUCUUAGGCUGAUUCUUAUCGAUCCGUUUUUUUUUUCACCGAUUCGUAAUUUUCAACACGGAACCAGUUCCGGGUUUUCCAUUGGUUCUAAUCGGCAGAGGCGCGCCUUUUUUUCAAAAUCCCGGAAAGCGUCGAUGCCGACGUACACACACCGGUCACGACC